Cuscuta epithymum is the source of this 1071-nucleotide messenger RNA. NCBI's taxonomy places the organism in Eukaryota, Viridiplantae, Streptophyta, Magnoliopsida, Solanales, Convolvulaceae. The record is from the annotation of a GenBank genome assembly.
AAAAUAAAGGAAAUAGAGAAAAGUGGGUGGCAAAAAUGAGAAUAAAAUUGAGGACCCAAACCAAGAAAAGCUAAACAAAGUUGAAUUAGAAGCAGUAAACCAAAGUGUGACUUUUCUUUUAAAAUUGGGAUCAACUUGCUACGCGAAUGGGGAGAAAGUAGGAACCCCAAGCAGGAAUCGCAGAGCCUCCCUCAACCACACGCCGGCUCACUGCACGUGGCGUGACUUCUCCACGCCUCCAGCAGUCCGCUCUUCAAAGGAUUCAGACCCUCUUUAGAGACAGGCUGCAGGGUGAGGAUGCUUAUCACCGACUCAAUUUCAUCUCUUAUCAUACCAGCUCUUGGAGUGGGUGGUGCACAUGGAAAGCUUCCAUCAUUUAAAAAGGGUAGUCAACAAUGGGAGAAAGCAAGGCAUAAAACCUCAUGCUCUUUUCAAGUUUCAGUUCCUCCAGGGGUUCAAUUCAUGAAAUCCAAUGCUGGGCAGUGCUUCAACUCACAAGCAUUAGCUUUGGUGCAAAGAUUAGCACUCCUUGAUUUGGAUCCUUCCACUGCCAAGUUGGCCAUUGGCUUUGUUGAACCCCUCUUAUCGGUGUUUUCUUUCUUGUUCAUUAUGAGGAUAGUGAUGUCAUGGUACCCUAAACUCCCUGUCUGGAAAUUUCCUUACGUGAUAGUGUAUGCACCAACAGAGCCUUUCUUGAGCGCAACGCGAAAAGUGAUACCCCCUCUUGGCGGAGUGGAUGUCACACCUGUGGUCUGGUUUGGACUGGUCAGCUUCCUUAAUGAAAUUCUGGUUGGCCCUCAAGGCUUGCUUGUUCUCUUAUCUCAACAAUUAGGCUCCUAAGGGUCAUGGUAUGGAUGUAAUUAUGUCCACGGCAAUACACUGGUCACUUUUGUACACGGCAUUGACGUAAACAUAUGUGUGUGGUAAGUGGUAACCAUGGGCAGAAGACCCAGAAAUCUGAGGGACAUGUGCACACCACAUUUUUACUAAUUAUUGGAUAAUACGUAGUAAUCUAUAUAAUAACCCUUACGUAGUAUCUAUUAUCUAUUACUAAUAUUACUAUAUAAAACC